UAAUGACAUGGUCCGCCUCAUCUAUGUUGCAUACAACCUGUAUUAGAUCAGAGGUUUUGGUUAUCUUGCACAAUCCUUACCCAUGCCAGUAUGUGGUAGCUAUUCCAGUUUAUCCUCUAUUUUGCAGCUUUUAUGACUAGCGAAUCUCAGCAUGUCCCAUAUCUGACAGCAAUUGUGUUCCAUGGACCAAUACACCUUAGUUGUCGGGUAAUCUGACGAUCAAAACAAUCAACACAAAACCCACAGCCAUGUCCAAAGAACCUUGGCUGGCCGAACUCCCAGAUGAGGACUGGGUCUCACAGCCGCCAUCACCGUGCCCGCUACCUCACUCCCCGUCUCUUCCAUCUAGCCCAAGUCAACAGUCUGCGCGCAAGUGUUUCAGUUGCUCGCACCGAAGCCGCAUUCCUAAGCCGCCAGAGCCAGCGUCUCCGCACGCCAGAGGGAAAAGCACACCACGGGGUGGUAGACAAGGACAGACCAGACGUGGUGGCAGUACAACACCGUCUAGUGCGCGCGCAUCGUCUUCUCCUCGACAAUCUUCAUCGACCCGGUCACCACGAGUGCAAAAUAAUGCCCAACCCAAGCCUUCACCCAAAACACGCCCGAAACCAAUGACGCCCGGUCGAAAGAAACCAACUUCCACACCUCUGAAAAAUGUCGUGUCAACAAGACCAAGCACUAUGGAUUCGAUGCGCACCGACGGCCAGGGAACUAUUCAAGUUCGGCCCACCCAAGAGGUGUCGAAGGAAACACCAGAAUGGAAAAAGCGACUUGUCCGGGGAGAAGUGCCUUCUGAUGAACAAUGCGAUCUUUUUGCGCCAUUGGGUCUCGAGAAUAUAUUCAAAGAUCCUACGACGGACGGUGAACCCGAAGGGCAAUCGCCUUCUAUGAUUUUCGGUAGCCAGAGGAACCGCACGGAGAUAAACAAACGCCCGAAUACCCAACAAAAGAAAGCACCCAACCAGCCUGAAAGCUCCAGCAUUCGAGUGCAAGAAAGAGGCAGGGAAAUGGGCACUGUAUUCUCAAAACACUUCAAACUCGGUCCCGACGGUGUGUCAGAGGCUGACGACCGUUUACGAACCGCCAGCGGGGAGGAGGACCUGCGCAACGAAGGCAUAACACCCAUAUUCCUGUCGAACAACAACACGGCUGAUCGCCAAACCGGCUCGGAUGUCUUGCAAUCAGCCCUCAAACAGCUGAAUGACCUUGCAGGCUCUAGGAAAACGAGCAGAAUCGGCAGUCUCAAGGAGCAGAAGGGCAACAACGAAGCCUAUGCUGCCCAGUUCGGCGAUCUUCUCAAUGUCAGCAGCCCGUAUUUCCCAGAAGAUUUAUCCACGGGGACGCAGGAAGCAGUGUCGACGCAGCCUUUUGUGAACAUUCGUCGCGGCGGGUACUCGGAGGACGGCUCUUUCCGUGUGCGACAACUCAGCCCGUCGUCCUUCCCAUCCCAGUUGCAGUCUUCCAUCAUUGAAAACUCCGAAUUUCGCAGCUCGCCGCCAGUCCACAAUGCAGCAGUCACAUCACUUGAUGGUGCGCAAAUACCUGAGGUGACGUUCUCGCCAACUGGCAGCCCGCCAGGCGAGAGGCCUUUAACUGCCAACAUGAAUAGCCCCUUGAAAUUAUUUGGCAACCAUGAUACUUUUACCAACAACAAACUGCUACGUCGCAUGAGCCAGUUUGAGGAAACGUUUGGAGAUGUCUCCUCUGAUGAAGACGAACCAGUAGUUUCACCAACAUUAGGUACGAGGAGGACGCGCGCAAAUCGCAGCCUACCGAACUUGAGACGAGGACAGCUUGAUGGCCAAUCACCAAGAAAGCUAACUCGGCCUGUUACUCAAGAUGCUGCGGAUCCUCGCAUGAACCGAUUCGGCAAUGGACAAUUGGAUGAUUUUGGCUUCGCCAGUGAGAGCACAAACAAAGGUGGAAUCCCAAAUAUAUCCUUCAAAAGUAGGCACCCUCGAGGAAAUCAACUAGGUCGGAGGUCGCACUCACGGGUACUGGGAAAAGACAAUUUACGAAAAGCAAAGAGCUUUGACUCCAUUUCAGAACGUCGUCGAUCUUCUAGCUUUGGGCACCAGGCUACUUGGCGCACCCGUCAAGGUGGUAUGGACUCCAAGCAGAUGACCAGAUCCCCUGCUAAAGGUUCUACUCCGAAGCGACGACGAACAAAAGCGAAAACCCAGGGCCAAAAUGAGGCCGAUAAGAUAAUUGAGUCGCUGUUGGAGAUGAAACUGGAUGACAAGGGGCUGAAGCCUAACCCAUAUAGGGAUACCUCUAGCUCUUUUGCAUUCAAACAGCCACAAACGAACUGGGAUUCUAUGCCAUUGAACCCUCCCUACAACGAUGACGAUUCCAAGGAGGAUGUGCUUACUCUUGAUGAUCACAAACGCUCUCUGACGACUGACGAUUACAUCAGUCAGGCGACGCAGGUAAUGGAUAUGAUCCGCGCCAAGGGCAAGUAUAAAAGCGGCUUAACUAGCGUGGAAGAGUCGGAUAUUACUGGAGAAAGUGACGAAGACGGAACUUUGACUGAAAUAUCUAGCCCAGAAAAUCUCUCUCGCCCUCCAAGCCGCGAUGGCGUGGAUAUGCGAAAAUUGAGAGAGCCAUGUCAACUAAAUCCACGAGUUGUCAGCCAUCUCAAAAAGUUUGCCGAUAAGGAGGAUACAGAGCAACUCAUGGCCUCGGUUGUCUCACACCUGGAUCAAGAACCACGGUUGGCUUCCAGUGGCCAAUUUGAUGAUGAUUCUUUUGAUGAUAUCAUCGAGAGCAGUUUUCAGAAUGCCCGUAUCUUGCCUCAGCGAAAACGUAAGCUUUCUGAUGAUGAUCAACCCGAGAAUUCAAUACCAACAAAUUCCUCUACUGGCUCCAACGCUAGAGGUAACAUUGCUUCUGGCAUGGUUUCACAUUUGAUUCCGGAGCAGGUUAAUGGGAUGACUUACGAUCAUUCAACGAAAUCCUGGGUCAAACAGAAAAUUGGAACGGCAAUGACAAGAGCGAGGGCGGACGAAAGCGAGGAUGAUCCAUUCGCAAGCAUUCCAGAUCUAAGUGUUGAUGAAGUGGAGGAGAUUAAAAGAUCACAGCAGCAAUAUUUCCAUACGACGAAGAAUGAACAUCCAACCGACCAACCUACAAAAGCAAAUAUUGAUGCAUCCAAGAUUUCCUUAGCCGCACAACGACCAAUAACUCGCGAUGGGCCUACUUUCAUUCCUGAUUCGAGCUCUGUACAAUCUAAAAACACCCGUUUUACAUCCAGCGGUCCCCAACCGGAGACUCGCGCUACCUCAUGGGGAACCGAAGACUUGACAGUUAAUGCCUUCCAAAACUCAAGCCCAGUUUCAAAAGACACGACGCUACACGAAGGCCGUACAAUCGCACACCCACGCCGAUCCAAGGUGUCUGGCCAAACAAGGGCGGCCACAAUUAGUUUUUCGUCUCCUCUCGUGUCACAUAUCGUAUACACAGAUGAUGUGAAUGAAGGACAAGCGGAAGAGAAUAGUCAUAAAUAUCAUAAUGACUCAAUUAUCGGCCCUUCCGGCGGUAUUUCUGUGGAUAGUCGGCCAUUUAUACGUCGCCCUGUUUCUCGAAUAGAUGAGCAAAACGAAGAAUCUAUUGGAGAAAUGAGUUUGGUUCGGAGAGACUCGUCGACUCCACAAACACAUCAGAUAGCGAAUUCUACGAUAUAUCCACCAUCUGCGGGCAGCGGCAACUACAGUUUUCAUCUGAGCCCCCUCGCCGAUUUUACUGUAAACCAGCCCGACGAUCCUGUGAAUCUCGAGUUGAGCUACAUUGCCCAGCGGACCAAGCCUUCUUCAUUGCGUGAAGUCCAUGGGACUUUGGCCCUAGCUGCUGAGGAUCUCGUGAAACAUAUCACUGACGUAGAGCCAACGGAGCCAUUUUGGGAAGAUCUGCGUCGAUUGAAUCUUAGGAACAAGGGACUGAUGACCCUUCACCGUCUGAAUGAAUUCUGCCCUCACCUAGAAGAGCUUGAUGUUUCUGAAAACGAACUUGGGCAUCUCAGCGGCGCGCCAUUUACACUUCGUAGCCUGCGAGUGCAACAGAAUUAUCUCACAAAUCUAACUGCAUGGGGUCAUCUCGUGAACCUUCAGUAUUUGGACAUUUCUGGAAAUCAACUCCAGUCAUUGGACGGCUUUUCAGGUUUGGUUCACCUGCGCGAGCUAAGGGCAAACAAUAACAGAAUUCGCACCAUUGAUGGCAUUCUCGACUUAAAUGGUCUGUUACGCCUGGAACUCAAGAACAACGCCCUAAUAUCUGUUGAUUUUGGGGGCUCAGAGCUAUCUCGAUUGGGUGAAAUUGACCUGAGCAAUAAUCAGAUAAGCGUGGUUCGGAAUCUUGAAUAUCUCCCCGCUUUGGAAACUCUCAACAUCAGCGCAAACGAGAUCAAACAACUUCAACCCAUCGUGCCGCUACAGGCUCUUCAGAGGCUUCGGGCGUCGAGUAAUCGUUUCUAUUCAUUCGAUGCAAGCUUAUUCCCACACCUGAAGUUGCUUUAUCUUGAUGCCAACUGUCUUUCUACUGUUUCUGGGCUAUCUAAAUGUAACAAUCUGGAGGUAUUAUCUGUACGAGAACAGUUUUCCGGCCAACCUCAGAAAUCAGAGUCGCCUUUCGAUAUUGAUAUUAGUCCCUUGGCCGAUAUUCGCAAGCUCUUCCUUUCGUCGAAUCGAUUGUCGGAACGAACACUCGCACCAUCUACUCCUAUGCUGGGCUUACAGUUGCUUGAUAUCGCGUCAUGCGGUCUCCAGGAUAUUCCUCCUCGGUUUGGCAAACGCUUUCCUAAUCUCCGAGUUCUUAAUUUGAACUUCAAUUCAGUGAAAGAGCUUGGCGAAAUUGCUGGUAUGAAUGGACUGAGCCGCUUAACGGCUGUUGGCAACCGUAUCAGCAGGCUGCGUAUGAUUUGUCAGGUUAUUAGCAAGGUUGGCCAACCUGCACAAUAUGGCGGCAAUACCCUCAAGAAUAUCGACCUCCGAGGCAACCCACUUACCGUUGGUUUCUAUCCUCCUGCUAUCUCAGGGAGCGGACGAGCGGAUACACACAUCAAACUCUUGCAAAUACGGCGUAAAGAGGCGGCGGUAAGCAGGAAACGUAUUGAGUCUGAAAUCGGCCCACUCACUACCAUUGGUGGUGGAAGUGACAUGGAAGUUCUCGAUACGAAGGACAAUGGAAACGGAAGUGACAUGCAUACGAACGUAGAGAUUGAUGACCCGUACACCCUCCCCCCAGCCGACGCGGAAGCUGAUCAGAAAUACCGGUCUCGGUUAGACGAAUCAACAAAGGUGCGACGGAUGACCAUGGAACUGUUGAUGUAUGCGGGCACAAGGGGUUCGAUCAAAGUGCUAGAUGGACUCGAUCUGAGGCCGAUUCUGGAAGGGGAGAAGCGCGAAAUCGAUCGCAUUUGGGGCAAGCUGGAAGCACUGGGGGUGUUCAAAAGAAAUUGACAGGCAUAUUCACCAUGGCAAUGGAGUUAGGGUUUUGGUUGAUUCAUUUAGAUAUUGGUAGUUGCACCAUAUCACUUGGCGCCUGGUUCGCGGAACAUGAAGUGCUUUUGGCACAUGUAUUGAUAGUCUACAUUAUAUUCUAUGCUUCAAUGGCUAUUCUUCACGUUUGAUUUCUC
Messenger RNA from Talaromyces proteolyticus, 5629 nucleotides. RefSeq lists its product as uncharacterized. The record is from RefSeq and is a predicted model, not a curated record. NCBI's taxonomy places the organism in Eukaryota, Fungi, Ascomycota, Eurotiomycetes, Eurotiales, Trichocomaceae. The transcript is spliced from 2 exons. Bases 249 to 5453 code for a protein of 1734 amino acids. Gene Ontology annotation, molecular function: protein binding.